UUUUGUUUUUUAGUGUUAGAAACCAAGUGGUAAUGGCUCCGAGGAACGAGAAAUGCUUAGAACCUGGAGACUCCUGUUAGUCCGCGGCGGGGUUUCUCCGCACACAGGCGGCGUCUGGGCAAAGCACCUGCUCAGCGUGCCGCGGGCGCCUGUGUGUGCGGGUGCGUGACCAGGCGGGGCUGCCUCUGUGCUGCCGCCUCUUUCCAAAGUGCCCAUGAAUGAUGCAAGUCCCUGCUCCUUGAUGUCCAGGCCCAGGGACUGCAAAGGGUGCCCGAGGCCCUGCCACAGGCUGCACGCUGCCCACGAGGAGGAGUGCAGCCCGGCGUGGUCUCUGCAGGUUGCCAUCAAAGUCAUAGACAAGAAGCGCGCCAGGAAGGACACGUACGUCACCAAAAACCUCCGGCGGGAGGGGCAGAUCCAGCAGAUGAUCCGCCACCCCAAUAUCACCCAGCUGCUGGACAUCCUGGAGACGGAGAACAGCUACUACCUGGUCAUGGAGCUGUGCCCCGGCGGCAACCUCAUGCACAAGAUCUACGAGAAGAAGCGGCUGGACGAGCCCGAGGCCCGCAGAUACAUCCGGCAGCUGGUCUCCGCGGUGGAGCACCUGCACCGGGCCGGGGUGGUGCACAGGGACUUGAAGAUAGAAAAUCUGCUGCUGGAUGAAGACAACAACAUCAAGCUGAUUGACUUUGGGCUGAGCAACUGCGCCGGGAUCCUGGGCCACUCGGACCCAUUCAGCACGCAGUGUGGCAGCCCCGCCUAUGCCGCGCCCGAGCUGCUGGCCAGGAAGAAGUACGGCCCCAAGAUUGACGUCUGGUCCAUAGGCGUGAACAUGUACGCCAUGCUGACCGGGACCCUGCCUUUCACCGUGGAGCCUUUCAGCCUGAGGGCUUUGUACCAGAAGAUGGUGGACAAGGAGAUGAACCCCCUCCCCACGCAGCUCUCCACAGGAGCCAUCAACUUCCUGCGCUCGCUGCUGGAGCCCGACCCUGCGAAGAGGCCCAACAUCCAGCAGGCCCUGGCGAACCGCUGGCUCAAUGAGAACUACGUGGGCCAGGUCCCGUGCAGCGUCGCCUACCCCAACCGGAUCUCGCUGGCCGACCUGAGCCCGAGCGUGGUGCUGCACAUGACGGAGAAGCUGGGCUACAAGAACAGCGACGUGAUCAGCACCGUGCUCGCCAACCGCGCCUGCCACAUCCUCGCCAUCUACUUCCUCCUGAACAAGAAGCUCGAGCGCUACUUGUCGGGGAAACCCGACACCCAGGACGGCCUCUGCCCGAAGACCCCGCUGUCCCAGGUGGGCAGGUGCAGGCCCAGCAAGGAGCCCUACGAGGCCUCCCUGGACACCUGGACACGGGACCUGGACUUCCCGGCCGUUCAGGACAAAAAGCCCAAAGAACAGGAAAAAAGAGGGGACUUCCUUCACCGGCCGCUUUCCAGGAAGCUGGACAAGCCCCUGCCCUCGCACAGACAGCCCCCAGCCUCACCGUCCACGCAGGUGCAGGGCACCAGGGUGCUGCUGAGGGACCGCAAGGCCACCAAGUCCGGCCUCCCCGACAAAGAUUCCUUCGGCUGCCGCAACAUGUUCCGCAAAACCUCAGACGCCCACUGCGUGGCUUCUUCCUCCAUGGAGUUCAUUGCUGUCCCGCCGCCCAGGACCCCCAGGGUGGUCAAGAAGGCGGAGCCCCCUCAGCAGGGCCCAGGGAGCAGCGGGGUUCUGCCCCGGGAGGACCCCCUGAUGCCGGACAUGGUCCGCUCCUUCGAGUCUGUGGACCGCGACGACCCGCUGGAGCUGCUGUCUCCAGCCCAUCACUGCGGGGCCCUGGGCUCCCCAGGGGGCUCGGCACACGGGAACCUCGGGGAGCGGGUGCUGUCCCCAGCCCUGCCGCCUGGAAGCCCAUCUCCUCUCCAGACUUCUCUGCACCCCACUCUGGUCUCCUUUGCUCACGAAGACAGGAGCUGCCCCCUGAAAGAGGGUGGCGUGUGCGCCCCACCUCUGGGCCCCGGGGCCGGUGUGGCGCGGCCCCUGGGGAGCCCGAACUGCGUGAAAAGCCGCGGCAGGUUCCCCAUGAUGGGCAUCGGGCAGAUGUUGAGAAAGCGGCACCAGAGCCUGCAGCCCCCCGCAGACAGGCCCCUGGAGGCCAGCGUGCCCGUGCUGCUGCCCGCGGCGCCCAGCGGCCUCCCCUUCGAUGCGGCUGACGGUGUCCAGGGCCAGUGUUGACCGGGGCCGGCGGUGGCCUGAGGACAGCAGUGGAGCCAACGCCUCACCUGCAGCGGCCUUCAGACCGCGGGGCCCCAGCUGGGCAGUGUCCCACCUGGGGGCAGCUAAAAUCCCCAGGGGCCGGGGCUGUGGUGGCAGCUGGUGACAGCCAUUUCCUCCCGCUCCCUCAGUGGCACUCGCGGUGGGCGUCGUGCACUGGCCCGGGGCCCCUGGGACUAUGAACUAUUACCCGCCUUCACUGUGAGCCCUGCCUGGGCCUCCCCAGGUCAUUGCCUGUUUAGCCAUUGGCCUCGCUGGCAGGACGCUGACGGCAGUGUCCUGCAGCAGCUUAUCCGGGCCACAGUGUCCGUCCUUCUGCAGAGGUGACUGCCUCACAGGGAGCUGGGCAGGCCCCUCACCACUGGAGCCGGCUCCUCUGAGCAGGAGGGGACAGCUGGGUGAAGACUGGUCCAGACCGAGGGGACCCACCGAGAGAAGGAGACCAAAGGGGCGUGCACGCAUUUCUGAACGAGGUUUUGACAGAUUCUUCCCUUUUUGGUAGAAACUUGCUGAUGGGUCAAUGGUCUUCCCCAAAGAUGAUUUUUCUCUGUGUGGCAUCAUGAGGUUGACGUGACAUUGUUUUAGAGACGGCGGGGGGGGGGGGGUGAUCCACCAACCUCGUGCUUCCACAAGGGGGUUGGUGUGGGGGCGCAGAGGGUGACACAGGACUGUCUGUCGUGGCUGGUGGCCCGCGGCAACCUGCAGGAUGGCACGGGCCUGACAGCCAGUCCCGAGUGCACGCCACUGUAGCAACAUAGCCCUGACCCCAGCGAGGUCUGACUGAGUCUUGCUGGCACUGCCAGGGACUGUCUCCUCGUGGGGCCUCGGCCUGGCACUUGGGGACCACUGGGCCACAAGCAGCAUGGGAAGAAGGACUGGCACAGGUCAGAGAGCAACUGAUCCAGCAAACAGAUCACGGCAGCCUGGAGUCCUCAGGCAGGAGGGACGGAAGCCACUGUGGUGGCCACGCCAGGGCGAGACACUGAAGCCGGCAGCGGCCCUUGAGAACUGGAAAGCCCGUGCCCAUCUGCACUGGUGGCCCGACAGUGCCAGUGAGCGGGGGCGGCUCGUGUCUGCUCACCUGCCUGCGGGGACCUCCUCUGCCCCCACGUCCCUGACGGAGCGAGGGGAGGGCAGACGUCUGCUGACCCCAGGAGAGGUGGGGCUGCCCAGUCCUGGCUGACCUGGACGGACCUGCAGAGGCUGCUCUCCGGUGGAUGGGCUCACCCCCCCUCGGGCUUGCCAGGGGGCAUCCGGCUCCUGACUGUGCCGUGAUUUCUUUGUAUAGCUCCAGCCUGGGUUCUGGAACACUCCCUCCAAAGUAGAGCUUUCGAAGCGGAGAGAAGCAAGUGGAGAAGACCCUGUGCUCUGGACGGGAGCCUGGUUUUCGAUCGGGGCAGAAACCUGUCCCGGAGGCGGUUCCCGGCAGGCUGCGCACCUGUGCCUUGGCAGCCCCGCCCGGCCGGCCCUCCUGGUGUCCCCCUUCCCGUGCGGAUGUGAGCACUCAUGUCGCUGUCCCCCGCCCCUCUCACGCUUCAAGAACGGCUGUCA
Artibeus jamaicensis (Jamaican fruit-eating bat) is the source of this 3811-nucleotide messenger RNA. It is a transcript of the gene HUNK, whose product is annotated as hormonally up-regulated Neu-associated kinase. The record is from RefSeq and is a predicted model, not a curated record. Gene Ontology annotation, molecular function: ATP binding; protein serine/threonine kinase activity. Bases 215 to 2221 code for a protein of 668 amino acids. Gene Ontology annotation, cellular component: cytoplasm. Gene Ontology annotation, biological process: protein phosphorylation; intracellular signal transduction. The transcript has 11 exons. Lineage: Eukaryota; Metazoa; Chordata; Mammalia; Chiroptera; Phyllostomidae.